AUGCAAGAUGCUUUGUUUAAUCCAGACAACGAUGUUGACCAAUUCUUGUGUACAGAAAACAAAGGUGAAAAUGUCAAUUGGACAGCAUUAGGAAAGAAAUACAACAUCAAAAACACGGCAGGAAUUUUUCCAUCUAAUGCUGGCCAAAUUCUUAAGCAGUUUGCUUUUGAAAAUGGUAUACAAACAGAAAAAUUCAAUCAACAAAAAAUUGUAAGUGGUAGGGACAUUAUACAAAGGGUUAGGAGAAAGUACCUAAGAGUACGUGGACUAGCUGUGCCACAUCAAAGACCAGCAAAUAAGAUCAGAAAAGCUCUACAGAAAAAAAUUGAUGAUGGUGUGUAUGAUAUCGGUGUUUGCAUUGCCCCUAAAGUUUUUGAUUUCAACAAAAUAAGCAACACCGGUGAGCUUGUUGUAGACCAGAAAGAGGUAUAUGGGCGGAAGUUUCCUCUCUUAAAGAUCAGGGAGCAAUCACUCCAGGAACAGGAAACUCUGGGAGUCUUGCGGAGUUCAUCAGAUGAGGAAUACAGCUCUCUUCCACCUGCUGAUGUAAUAAAGAAACUAAAUGAAUAUGGGAAAGAUGAAACUGGUUCUCACAUUGAAAACUUAGCCCUUCUUAAGUCUACAGAGAGAACAAGACACUGGAAGUGCUGGCAUGACCAUUCCGACAUACUUAAUCAUACGUAUGUGAAUUUCAUGGUUUCUUGCAUCUAUGAUCCUGCUGUAUUUCUUUCCAACGAGGAGUACAGAAAAAAGUUUCCCUACAAAAAACAAGAUGUUCAAUCUCUAGUUGAAAAGCCUCACCUUUAUAUACUAGGCCAAUCAGGGAGCUCAGAUAAGGACCAGCUCACAUAUGUAAAAACCAGAACAGAUGACCUUAAAGGAAUGGGCGCUCCUGUAAUCUGCAAAACGACAAAUGCUCCUUAUCAAGAUGUGUUCCCUGUAUUCAGUGGAGAUAAUCCAGCACGCCAGUUUGAAUCAGGACACCAAAGGGGAGGACAUUACAGUUGUUUAUGUGGGGUUCAUGUGGACAGUCAUCAAAAUUUAGAGUGCUGCUUUAGACAACCAGCAAAAUCACUGCAAGCAAGACUUGACCUGUUUAAAAAUGGCAUUCAGUGGAAAAACUUUAACAUCACAACUAAUCCGAACCCAUUUGCACACCUCAAAGUCCAACAAAUUAUUGAUGAGCUAGAUGAACGCAGGCUGGAUAUUCUGGACACGAGAAAAGAGAGCGUUUCUAAACAAUUAGCGGAACACUUGGAGGGAAUACAAAGGCCACCUGCCCUCUUCUGUACAAGUAUGGAAAGUCAAAAUCCUGGAAAAGAUCUAAAUCUACAAAAGUAUGAAGUGUUAAUGUGCGAGCCACUUCAUGAUAUCUCAAACAUGGUCACCAACUUAAUUGCAGAGCUUCCUUACCAUCUAUCAAACAAAUCAAUGCAGAAAGAAUAUGAGAUAUUUAGCAAUACCACAAUUGGAGAUAGAAAUCAAAUCAGGGGGUCAGACGCCAGAUUGUAUGCCAUAAAGUUAACAAAGUUCACACAGACAAAGCAUAGUGAGGGAAAAGUUAGUGAGCAAGUUGUCGACUUAUGCAAUUCUUUGACAGAUAUCAUUUCAAUUGCAUACAGCAAAGAAGGAGCCAGAAAUCCACAACAAAUUCUGCGACUUUACAACCAAACAUUCAUUUUUGGCCAUCUUUGUAAAGCCGUCAUAGGAAAUCCAAUCAAAAUGUCUAGCAGAAAGUUCUAUGGAUCACAUUUUCAUAGUCUUGUAACACAUGCUCCUGAAAUAUAUCGUCUCUUUUGCUUACGCUCCAUUCUUGCAGAAAAUGAAGAAAGAAGCUUUGGAACCUUGCGCAGUAUUUCCCUAAAUACCAGCGACAGAAAGCCAGAACAUGUUAUAAAAAAUGCAAUAAUCAGAUAUAAUGCCCAGCAAAACACUCCAGUCAAACCAGACUCAUUUCAGCAUCAAGAUUCUAUCAUUAGUAAGCAGUCCAAAUUCCUUCCAACCAGAGGUCCAACAAUUUUCAAGAAAAGUUUUAUCAGUGCCAGGAUGUCACUAUUUCAAAGCCAUCUUGAAAGGAUUGCAGAUUACUUGGAACUUGGAGAAAAUGUUUGGUGGAGCCAAGAUGACACUAGUAUUAUCUUCCAUGACUGUCCAACGAGUGAAGUGCACUCUCUGCCUCAGAUCUUACACUUCCGAAAAUCUAUGGCAUCAGAUGUCCAACAUUACCUUGAGGAAAAAUGGGAGAUAUGUGUACAACAAUUUACAGAGGGUGAACUUCAGCUACCAAUCAAGAGGAUAAAAAGAUUACAGAAUGGAAAACUGGAGAAAAUCUACAAUACUGGAGGCAAUGAAAGGAAAGAGUCACAGGAAAGUGCUGCUCAUUCCAAUACAAAUGAACAUGAAAGAUUGACCAAUGCCGAGUUGCACAAUGAUGAAAAUGCUAAGAUGUCAGACCAGCAUCCAGAAAUAGCUGUUACUGCUGAAGUGCAUUUUGAAAAGAACACUUCAACAAAUAUGGACUCACAUACUGAAGAAUAUUUUCAGAUAUCAGACCUACACCCAGAGAUACCUGUGCUUGAUGAGGCAGAUCUGGGAAAUGUGCUUGCUACUGUUAGGCUGCAAAAUAGGCCACAGCACAUCGAAGAUGCAAAUGUUCCCUUGUCAUCUGGGGAUGAACACCAUCUACACCUAAAGAAGUUUAUUAAAACUGAUGUGCAUUAUGGAAAUGCCCAUUCACUGGAGGCUGCACAUCCAGAUGAACAUGCCAGAAUUCCUUAUCCAAAUCCAACAGAGGAUGCUGAUGCUGAUUUUCACACGUGUGAAAAUGUCAAGAUGUCAGAUCAACACCCAAAAAUAGCUGUUACUGCUGAUGUGCAUUUUGGAAAUGAAAUAAUUUCUUGUCCACAUCCAUUAGAGAAUGCUGACAAACACAAUGCUAGGGUGCCUGACCCACAGCAAGAGAUAGCUUUUAGUGGAAUACAACCGGUGUUUCAACAAAAGAAGAGAAAGGAGUUGAAAACAACCAUUACUCACAAAAUUGAAUCAG
Molecule: messenger RNA, 3046 nt
Organism: Saccostrea cuccullata (small rock oyster)
Lineage: Eukaryota; Metazoa; Mollusca; Bivalvia; Ostreida; Ostreidae
Exons: 9
Source: RefSeq, a predicted model, not a curated record